GGAAGGUACUCACCUGACAAAAGAUUUAGUUUUGCAGCAAAGCUUCAAUUCCUUAUAGAUAAAAAAGCAUGACAUUUACCACUAAUUUCCUACAAGAAAAGCAGCCAGAAAUGGAGCGCGAAGCCAAAAGGCGGCUGCGGGAUUUGGUGGUUCUGGUGCCUAGCCCCUUCCAAGGGCACGUCACCCCUAUGCUCCAACUGGGACACGUCCUUCACUCGAAGGGCUUCUCCAUCACAGUCGCCCACGCCAGAUGCAACGUCCCUGACCCUUCAAACCACCCUGAAUUCUCCUUCCAAGGUUUGGGACACAGUUUAAGCAUAAACUUAGAUGGGAUAAUAAAAGCAAGUGAUAUAGGCCUGAAAGGGAGACUAGAAACCAUCUAUGAUAUGAAUGAGAAUUGUAGGGUACCCCUCCAGGAAUACCUGGAAGAGAAGGGAGAUGUGGUUUCUUGUAUCAUCUAUGACAACCUCAUGUUCUUCGUUGACCAAGUCGCCGUUCUUCUCAAUCUGCCUUCUAUCGUGUUACGCCCUUCCAGCGCUGCUUACUUCCCAGUUUUACUCCAUGUUCUUAAACAUAAACACACUCUUUCUUCCAUUCCAGGUAUAUACUCUGUUCUUAUGCUCUGUUCUUAAUGCUCUGUUCUUAAUGUUCUGUUCCUAUGCUUUGUUCUUUCUCCCUUUGACUGCUAUUCCAUCAAAUUUGACAGUAUUUCCACUAAUUCCACCUUAAAUUUAAAAGUAAUACAAUACUAACAAAGUAGCAAAUCCACUCAUGUUGCGGAGUCGAGGUUUGAGGAUCCAAUCCCGGAGUUUCAUCCCAUACGAUACCAAGAUAUGCCGAUCGUCUUUCGACAAUCCGAUGAAGUAAGACGUUUCAUGUUGACUUCAAACAAUAUAAGGUCUUCUCUGGCCAUAAUAUGGAACACAAUGGAGGAUCUUGAACACACAUGGUUGUCAAGACUCCAACAACAUUACAAAGUGCCCAUCUUCCCAAUAGGUCCAUUGCAUAAGAUAGCCCCGACUAGCCGAACAACUAGCUUGAUCGAAGAAGACGAUAGCUGCCUCGCAUGGUUGGAUGAUCAAGUUCCUCAAUCUGUCAUCUUUCUAAGCGUAUGUGGGAGCUUAGCUGCCAUUAAUGAAACGGACUUUGAAGAGAUCGCCUCGGGAUUGGCUUAUAGCAGCCAGCCUUUCCUAUGGGCAAUCCAGCCCAGUUCAAUUGAGGGUUUGGAAGAGAAGGAACGACUCAUAGAAGACUUUGAGAAAAGAACUAGAAAAAGGGGACGAGUAGUGAAAUGGGCUCCACAAAAGAAAGUAUUGGCUCAUGGCUCAGUGGGUGGAUUCUGGAGCCAUUGCGGUUGGAACUCGACGCUAGAGAGUCUCGGUGAAGGCGUUCCGAUGAUUUGUAGACCACACUUCGCUGAUCAAUUGGUGAACUCUAGGCUCUUAAUCCAAGAGUGGAAGGUCGGGUUGGAGUUGGAAAAGGUGGAGAGAGGCGUUAUUGCAGAGACUAUUAGAAGACUUAUGGUGGGAGAUGAGAGGAAAGAGCUGAAGAAGAAUGCCAUGGAUAUGAAGCAGAAACUUGAUGACAGCUUCCAGAAAGAGGAAGGCACUUCAAACAAAGCAGUGAAUGAAUUAACAAACUUCAUUUCCUCAAUCAGUUUUAAAUUCCCUUUGUGAGGUGAGGGCGGCAGUCAUAGCUAGCAAUUUUGAGUAACAAUCUCUACCAAGUGCUCCUGGUUUUCAAGGAUCCCACUUUCCUAAUAGUCUAAAUUAAAUCAUGUAUUUAAAUUUCUAAUAAAUGCAGUUAGCUUUGCUUAAACAUAUAACUAAGUAAAGCAUGAUUUCAUGUAUGUUUGUAAAACCAGAAGUUCAAACCGCAAUUGUAGGUUGUAACUUAUUUGAACUAUAUACGGAGUAUGUCUUUUUCUAUGUCGAUUAAUGUUAUCAUCC
Cuscuta europaea is the source of this 1949-nucleotide messenger RNA. The record is from the annotation of a GenBank genome assembly. Lineage: Eukaryota; Viridiplantae; Streptophyta; Magnoliopsida; Solanales; Convolvulaceae.